Messenger RNA from Hemisphaericaspora subhashii, 1725 nucleotides. RefSeq lists its product as uncharacterized. The record is from RefSeq and is a predicted model, not a curated record. The coding region runs from base 1 to 1725 and encodes 574 amino acids. The transcript has a single exon. NCBI's taxonomy places the organism in Eukaryota, Fungi, Ascomycota, Pichiomycetes, Serinales, Debaryomycetaceae.
AUGUUAAUAGAUUCACUUCCAAUUGACUUAAUAGUUUAUAUAAUAGAAACUGGAGAUUUAACAAUUAAAGAUGUUUUCAAUUUAUAUCAAUUAGAAAGAUCAUUAAGAAAUUCCUUUAGUGUUUACUUUUGGAUCAAGAUUUAUGAUAUCUUUUGGAAUAGACCCAUGGCUCCAUAUGGUCUUAAAAUAACACCACAAUCUAAGUCACCAUAUGAUCUCUGUAGAGAUCUUUAUCAUAGAUACUUAAAGUUUGAGAAUGAUCUUGUGCGAUAUAAUCCAGAUCAAGAAGAGGGAGAAGUUAUUGAAAAUUUCAUUGUGAACUAUGGAAUGAAUGAAGUUUACUUGCCUGUUUUAUUACACUUUCUAAACAAAGAGCAACAAAACUAUGAAUCAGCCAUCAAGAAGAAAGAGCCUUAUAUUGAUAUAACGAAACUUUCCUUAUUAACCAAUCUUAUUCAAAUGCAAACUUUCAGCCUUGGGUAUAAAAAUAUCAUCAAAUCUAUGAAUUCAAAAGUUAUUUCUUCAUAUGAAGCAAUUUGGUUUAAUAUAAGUCUAUUAAAUAAGUCAAGUUAUAGAAUGGUAACUAGAAGGCACAAAAAUCUCAAACAAUUACAAUUAAAGCUAAGAAGAGUGUUAACUCUUGAAUCUCCGAAUUUCAGAUCUUCAACCGAAUCAUUCACAUCGAUCUUCCUGGAUAAAUCCAUUAGAUCAAACCAGAUAUUACAUUUUGAAUUUGAAAAUAAUAAUGAUUAUCUUAAUCUUAUAGUGAAAUUAAUUAUUGCUGUAUUACAUUUUUUCAAAUUUGAUUCUAUUCAUUCAACGGAACAUUCAUAUAUUGAAGAUUUCGAUAUUUUAAAAGUUUAUCUGGGUUAUUGUAAAGGAGACGAAAUGAUCAAAUAUUCAAUCAUUAUGGAAGCAAUUCGAGAUGCCUUAGCAUCAUGUCGAAUUGAUAUAGGAGGAAAUCAAGUAUCACUAUCCCACAUGGCAGUUACCAGAUUUGGGAUAAGGAUUAAUAAGGAUUAUCAAGUAAUUAUACUGAAUGCACCCCAUCGGAGCUUUAAGAUUGAGGUUCUUAGCUCUUAUGAACUCAAAAGACAUAUACGAUUAACAUAUAACUUAUCCCCGGAGAAAAUUGAGAAGUACUGCCAACCAUUACUGAUUAAACAUAUACUAAGAUCGUAUAUGACCAUUAAUAAAGAUUCGAUAAAAAGAAAUCAAGACCUUCUAGCCGAUGGAAAUCAUCAGAAAAUUGUACCUAGCGAAACCUACCACAUCCACUUCUUACAAAACAGUGUAAUUUAUGAUAUUUUGCACCCAGAAGAAAAUCGACAGUUAGAAUUGUUUUCCGACUCCCAUUAUUUGAUCUAUAGAACUCUUUUCAAAGCACUUGCUAUAGAUACAAUUGCGGGAUCUUAUCCACUGCUUAAGAGAUAUAAUUGUGAUGGUGGUAAUGGCGCAGAAAGCUUCAAUGUUGGCUCAAUAGUAGUCAAUAAAAGAACAAACUCAAUUGGGAUUGUGUUGAACAAAUGUGAUGAUUAUUAUCGAUUGCUAACCAUCAAAAGAGACAUAGAAAAAGUUUCAUCAAUUCGAAAAUUGAAUACAAAUGAAUUAACUAAUGAGAGAUUGUUAUUAAUUAUUGAAUUAAUUGGAUUAGAUAUUCUUGGAUUAUAUUAUUUCAAAGGUAUCUCCUUUGAUUCUGAUGAUAACUUAAGAUUCGUUCCUUAG